UUCAGCUAUAAAAGUUUCAAAUUGAAUUAAGACAAUACUCCACCGAUAUUCUCCCUAUAGUUUUUUUUUCUUUUUUGCUUACAGUUUUUGGGGACUUUUUCAUCCAUUAGAACUAAACCCAGAACUCUAAUGGAAGCUAAUUCAAGAAGAUUAAUGGGUUUAGAGAAGAAGAAAAAUGUAGAAGAAGAAUGGAACAAUAUUUACAACUCUAAACACCAUCUAUCUCGUGCUGAUUUUCCUUCCCACUUCGUAUUUGGUGUCGCCACUUCUGCUUAUCAGGUUGAAGGUGGAAGCAAAGAGGGAGGAAAGGGUCCUAGCAUAUGGGAUUCCUUUUCACAUACUCAAGGCAAAAUAUGUGAUGGACGCACUGGGGAUGUGACUGUAGAUCAGUACCAUCGCUACAAGGAAGAUAUUGAUCUCAUAUCCAAGCUGGGAUUUAAGGCUUAUCGUUUUUCAAUAUCGUGGAGUCGCAUCUUUCCUGAUGGUUUGGGUACCAAAAUCAACCAUGAAGGCAUAAAGUACUACAAUGAUAUUAUUGAUGCACUACUUGAGAGGGGCAUUGAGCCUUGUAUAACAUUGUAUCAUUGGGAUCUCCCUUUGAAUCUUGAGGAAUCUUGUGGAGGCUGGUUAGAUGAACAAACUGUAAAAUAUUUUGCCAUCUAUGCAGAGACUUGCUUUGGUAGCUUUGGCAAUAAAGUGAAGAGGUGGAUUACAAUUAAUGAACCUCUUCAGACUGCUGUAAAUGGAUAUUGUACCGGUAUACAUGCCCCUGGAAGAAGUGAAAGUUCUUCUACUGAACCAUUCUUGGUAGCACACAAUCAGUUGUUGGCACAUGCCGAAGCUGUUUCCAUUUAUAGGAAUAAAUUUAAGGAUGAGCAAGGAGGGGAAAUAGGCCUGGUGGUGGAUUGUGAAUGGCCUGAGCCUUUAUCGGAUAAUUUAGAGGACAAAGCUGCUGCAACAAGGCGCCUUGAUUUUCAGCUUGGAUGGUACCUGGAUCCAAUAUUUUUUGGAGAUUAUCCUGAAAGCAUGCGUGAAAGACUUGGAGAUAGGCUUCCAAAAUUUUCACAGCAAGACAGGGAGUUGCUAAAACAUUCGUUGGACUUCAUUGGUCUGAAUCACUAUACUUCAAGAUUUGUUGGUCAUGCAGCAAAUAGUGUUGAAGGGAAUGACUUCUAUAAGAUACAGGAUGUAGAGAUAAUUGCUGAAUGGGAAGGAGGAGAGGUGAUCGGUGAGAAAGCGGCAUCAUCAUGGCUUUAUGUAGUUCCUUGGGGAAUUCGGAAAGUUCUAAAUUACAUUGCAGAGACAUAUGACAAUCCACCAGUGUAUAUCACUGAGAAUGGUAUGGAUGAUGAAGAUGAUGACAUAUCUCCUCUCCAUGAGAUGUUGGAUGAUAAAUUAAGAGUUACUUACUUCAAGGCGUACCUUGCUGCUAUUCAUCAGGCAAUCUUGGAUGGUGCUAAUGUAAGGGGUUAUUUUGCGUGGUCAUUGCUGGAUAACUUUGAAUGGAAUCUUGGUUAUACAAAACGCUUCGGUCUGACAUAUGUGGACUUCAAGAAUGGGCUAACCCGACAUCUGAAAUCUUCUGCUUACUGGUUCAUGAGAUUCUUAAAAGGUGGACAAGUAAAACAUGGGAAAGAAGAUUAACCAAUUUCUUGUGUUAUGAAGUUAGCAGCUUAUAUUUUCAUCUUUUCUUUUUCUACCGACUCUUUGUAUACUGCUUUUAAGGCUUUUUACAUGGAAAACUUUUCUAUCUUUCUUGUA
Molecule: messenger RNA, 1761 nt
Organism: Solanum stenotomum
Lineage: Eukaryota; Viridiplantae; Streptophyta; Magnoliopsida; Solanales; Solanaceae
Product: beta-glucosidase 42
Exons: 13
Coding region: 130-1644 (504 amino acids)
Biological process (GO): cellulose catabolic process
Molecular function (GO): beta-glucosidase activity
Source: RefSeq, a predicted model, not a curated record